AUGGAUGUGUUGACUUCAACGAUCCUAGAUGGGUUGCAUGUGGCUAACAUGGCACUUCGUUUUAUCUGUGGUCUUGGCUCGGGAUCUGUCAUCAAAAAUCCGUCAUUUUAUUCCAAGCUGGAUUCAAGCCUGGCAGAAAGUUCCACACUGAUGUCCGACUGUUCGCAAACCGAUGAAUCCUCGAUAACCGGUGGAACUAGGUCUUCGGAUAUCGGUGUACUCAGUGCACGCGCCAAGCGUCUGUUGCGACGUGUGCACAAGGAUAGUGAGACAAGCAGCUUGUUGGAGGCAGUCUAA
Molecule: messenger RNA, 297 nt
Organism: Echinostoma caproni
Lineage: Eukaryota; Metazoa; Platyhelminthes; Trematoda; Plagiorchiida; Echinostomatidae
Source: the annotation of a GenBank genome assembly